Molecule: messenger RNA, 552 nt
Organism: Coccinella septempunctata (seven-spotted ladybird)
Lineage: Eukaryota; Metazoa; Arthropoda; Insecta; Coleoptera; Coccinellidae
Product: histone H2B-like
Exons: 2
Coding region: 1-381 (126 amino acids)
Cellular component (GO): nucleosome
Molecular function (GO): protein heterodimerization activity; structural constituent of chromatin; DNA binding
Source: RefSeq, a predicted model, not a curated record
AUGCCUCCGAAAACUAGCGGAAAAGCGGCCAAAAAGGCGGGCAAGGCCCAAAAAAACAUUUCCAAGACUGACAAGAAGAAGAAACGGAAGAGGAAGGAAAGUUACGCCAUCUACAUUUACAAGGUAUUGAAACAAGUGCAUCCCGAUACCGGUAUUUCUAGCAAAGCUAUGAGUAUCAUGAACAGUUUUGUGAAUGAUAUUUUCGAACGUAUCGCUGCUGAAGCGAGCAGACUGGCUCACUAUACUCACUACAAUAAACGUUCUACGAUUACUAGCAGGGAAAUUCAGACUGCGGUACGGCUUCUCUUACCUGGCGAGCUGGCUAAGCACGCAGUCAGCGAAGGUACCAAAGCAGUCACCAAGUACACUAGUUCAAAAUGAAGUGGAACACAUACGUUCUAACCCAAUAGGUUCUUUUCAGAACCACUAAUUAGUACUUCCUGAUAAUUAGAAACUGGUCUGUUGCUAUUUUCCUUAGAUUUGGUCGGAAAAAUGCUCCGCUGUAUGUAAGUUUAUUUCCUUCGGUCUAACACUAUCUGACAUUAAACAAAA